Colletotrichum aenigma is the source of this 1587-nucleotide messenger RNA. It is a transcript of the gene roqT-0, whose product is annotated as Efflux pump roqT. The record is from RefSeq and is a predicted model, not a curated record. NCBI's taxonomy places the organism in Eukaryota, Fungi, Ascomycota, Sordariomycetes, Glomerellales, Glomerellaceae. Gene Ontology annotation, molecular function: transmembrane transporter activity. The transcript is spliced from 5 exons. Gene Ontology annotation, biological process: transmembrane transport. Bases 1 to 1587 code for a protein of 528 amino acids.
AUGGCUUACAACCAACCCGACCAACCUCAGCUGGGUGGAACUUCUCCUGAGGACCAGGAGAAGGAAUUUGCCCUCCCCAGCAAGGAAUCUCCUUUGAACGAAGACCCAGCAAAAGAUUUGAACGACGAAGGCAGCUCCGUUGACGCCUCAGCCAGCUACGUCCAGGGUAUUCCUCUGGCCUGCGUCGUCGCUGGUCUGACCCUCGCCGUCUUCUGCUUGUCGUUGGACCGAACCAUCCUAGCAACCGCAGUUCCCCGGAUCACCACCGACUUCAACUCCCUUGGCGAUGUGGCCUGGUACGGCUCUUCGUACCUCCUGACAACCUGCUGCUUCCAGCUCAUGUAUGGAAAGCUCUACGCCGAGCUUCACGUCCCCUAUGUGUUUCUUAUCGCGCUUGCCAUCUUCGAGGUGGGCUCCAUUGUCUGCGCCGCCGCCCCGAACUCGGUGGCCCUCAUCAUGGGCAGAGCGGUUUCCGGCAUCGGCUGCGCGGGCAUGCUGUCGGGAGUCUUCAUCAUCAUCGCCCUCAGCCUCCCGGUUCACAAGCGUUCCAUUUACACGGGCAUGAUCGGAGGCAUGGCAGGUAUCGCCGAGAUCAUUGCGCCCACCCUGGGAGGUGCUCUCACCGACAACGCCUCGUGGAGAGUGUGCUUCUGGAUAAACCUUCCCCUUGGCGCGGUAACAGCUAUGAUGGUCUUCCUGUUCGUCAAGCCUCCCCGCAAGUCAGGAGAAACCAAGGCGAUUGUCCCGCUCCUGAAGAGCAUGGGCCCCGUCGGAAGCGCUCUCUUAAUGCCUCUUCUCAUCUCUCUCCUUCUGGCAUUGCAGUGGGGAGGAACCACGUACGCUUGGAGCAAUUGGCGCAUCAUCCUCUGCCUCUGCCUGUUUGGCGUCCUAACCCUCGGAUGGCUCUAUGUCCAGUUCCGUCUCGGUGACGAAGCCACCCUGCCUCUCCGACUCAUCCGCCUGAGGUCCGUCGCGAGCGGGAUGAUCUACAUGCUGGGAAUCAACGGCGCCGUCUUCAUCAUCGUGUACUACGUCGCCAUCUGGUUCCAGGCUGUCAAGGACCUUACCGCGGAGCGAUCGGGCAUCAACUUCCUCACCUCGUCAACCUCCGUGUCGGUCGCCUCCAUUCUUUUGGGAGUAUUGGUAUCAAAGACCGGAUACUGGGUUCCCCAGAUGUUCUUCAGCGUCGUCGUCUCGUCUAUCGCUUCCGGCCUCAUCUUCAGAUACGACAUGAAUACGACUAUAGCGUACAGGGCCGGAACGCUCGUCAUGUUUGGCUUCGGCGUCGGAAUGGGCAUGCAGAUGCCCUUGUCAGCCGUCCAAACGGUGCUCAAAGGAGCAGACAUCUCUCUGGGCACAUCGGCCCUCAUCCUCGCCCAGACCCUCGCGGGCGCCAUCUUCCUCGCGGUCGCGCAGAAUCUGUUCCACACCAGACUGCUGACGGAGCUGGCGAAGCAGGCGCCGCAGGUCGACGACGGCGAGGAAAGCUGUCAAACAUGUUCGAAACGAGAAUCCUACGGGUGUCAUCACACCAUAGGUUUUCUUCGGGCCCUUUCUUGUACCAUAUUGCUUGUAAUCGUCCAAUAG